Messenger RNA from Plasmodium knowlesi strain H, 1419 nucleotides. Its product is annotated as tyrosine recombinase, putative. The record is from RefSeq and is a predicted model, not a curated record. The coding region runs from base 1 to 1419 and encodes 472 amino acids. The transcript has 13 exons. NCBI's taxonomy places the organism in Eukaryota, Apicomplexa, Aconoidasida, Haemosporida, Plasmodiidae. Gene Ontology annotation, biological process: DNA recombination; DNA integration. Gene Ontology annotation, molecular function: DNA binding.
AUGCAUCAUUUGGCAAAAGCUCUCUGCUUCUUCAUCAUCUUGAAAUGUAUCGAAAAGGCUACAAGUUUUUUUGUCCAAAAGUUGCACAUUUUUCAUCUCACUGCAUCUAGAAAUGGUGACAACUUGCCAUACAUCGGUAAGAAAUGUCCUAAUAGCAUGGGCAUGUCUGUGAGAAGGAAGGGCUCUUGCUUGAAGAGCCACGAUGAGGAGGAAGAUGGAGAAACGGAUGAAACAGAAGAAAUGGAAGAUGAACUGGAUGAGGAGCUAGACGAAACAGACGAGGAGAACGAACAAAGCGAGGUGGAAGAGACAGACAGCAGCGACUCCACAUUGGCAUCCCGCGGUUCGAAGAAAGUUACCACUGGAGGGAAUAAAGUGAAGGCCGAGAAAAUAAAAAAAAGGAAAAGGAAAAAAAAAUCGACGAAUGUGAUUAAGUGUAGAACGUGUAAUAAGAUAUUAAAGCCAAGAGUAAAAUUUUGCGCCCACUGUGGCACGAACGUAUCGGUAGAGAAAAUUAAAUUGAAAAAGUACAUAGAGGAUAUCUACUUGCCUCUCAGGAAGGAGGAAGUAAGUGACAACACCUAUCGUGUUGAGAAGGGAUUCUGGAAUGACAUACUACCGAAAUUAGGCAAAUAUGAACUGCACGAAUUGGGAGCAAACAACUGGGAGGGAUUUUUGAAGUAUUUAAAGUCGAAGAAUUGUUCACCGAGGACGAUGGCCUUGUACCAGUCAACAUAUCAGCAAUCAUUGAAAUAUGCCUUAUACCGGGACUACCUAAAGAGCGUGCAUAAUUUUCGUAAAAUUAAGAAUAGCACAAUUCCAAGGAGGAAGAUUACCCCUCUAUCUCCAAAGGAGAUAGAACUGCUAUUGACCAACAGCGGCGACAUGCACAGAGCCAUCUUCGCCCUGAGUAUAGGCAUAGGGUUGCGUCCAUCCGAGGUCCUGCGCAUUCUCUGGGAAGAUAUCAAUUUUGAGAAGAAGGAAAUUUUCAUUAAAGGUCAGAAGACCAAGUAUAGCAACACGGCCAUCCCCAUGACGAAUUUUGCCUACAACGAAUUGGUGAAAUGGUGGGAGAUAGAAAAGAAGCCUCUGAAGGGGCUGUGCUUUUAUUCGGAGACCAUCAAAAAUAAGUUUAAUUACACUAACACGAAGACUCCACUAAAAACGUUCAAAACAGCGCUAAAGGGCGCAGCGAAGCGGGCUGGACUCGAAAUCAGCGAAGACGGAAAAAAGAGAAGAAUAUUUCCCUACCUGUUAAGACACUCCUUUGCAACAAUUGCUGCAACGUCAAAUCCACCUGUCCCGCUUCCAGUGGCUCAAGCAAUUAUGCGACACUCCUCUUCAAAAAUGUUGCUGGACACUUACACGAAGGCAGGAAAUAACAUAAUCAGGGAUGGCUUGGAUAACUUCAAAAUAUAG